UAAUUAGUGAGAUUUUCAUUUUCAUCUAUUUCUUCUAAAUCCCUACCUUAAUAAACAAGAGAUAAAACUUUUUUAUAUUAAAAAUUUCAUUUUAAAAGUCUCAUGUUAACGUCUGUGAGUCCUAUUCCCAAGUUUUAUUCCAAACACGCCAAAGAUUAAGUUUAAGCAUGGGAAACUCAUUCUACAUAAGCAGGUGGCUAAUAGUAGUGCAGAUUGGGAAAGAUCCAGUUUCGAUUUUCAUCAAACGCACCUCCCAUACUGCAGUGUAAGCGAGAAAAAAUAGUUACUAAUAUAACAGACAUGGCGUCGAGCAGUAGCGGCGGGCCUGGUGGUCCUAAAAUUUUACUAGCAAAGCCUGGUCUCGUCUCCGGAGGUCCUUCUGCCGCCGGUAAAUUCAUCCGAGGUACCUCUGUUGAAGAAGAUACAUCAUCAGUUUCAAUUCGAUCUCGUCUUCCUCCUGUGGGAUCCCUUAAUCUCCUCUCAGAUUCUUGGGACUUUCACUUUGAUCGUUUUCUUCCUUUUCUAACAGAUAACACUGAAUUUACUGUGGUUGGAGUAAUUGGGUCUCCUGGAGUUGGCAAAUCUUCUUUAAUGAAUGAGAUUUAUGGGUUUGAUCCUACUUCUCCUGGAAUGCUACCUCCUUUUGCAAUCCAGUCUGAAGAAACUCGAGCAAAUGCCAGGCAUUGUACUAUUGGUAUUGAACCUCGAAUUUCUGCAGAGCGUUUAAUACUAGUUGACACCCAGCCUAUGUUUAGUCCAUCAGUGUUGGCUGAAAUGACAAGACCUGAUGGUUUGUCUACAGUCCCUGUUUUAGGUGGUGAAACUUUGUCAUCUGAGUUGGCUUAUGAGCUUUUAAGUAUUCAGUUUGGUGUCCUCCUUGCAUCUGUUUGUCAUGUUUUGCUGGUGGUAUCGGAAGGAGUUCAUGAAGCUAACAUGUGGCGCUUAAUGUCAACGGUGGACUUAUUGAAACAUGGCUUACCUGAUCCUUCCUCAGUAACUUCACACCUGCAAAGCUCAAGCUUGGGCUCGGAUAAGAAUAACAAGGACAAACUUCAAGAAGGUGGAGAAGAAUACAUAGCAACACCUGUUUUCAUACAUACCAAGUUGCGAAAUGAUGAUCUCUCACCUCAUAAUUGUGAGCAAAUGAAGAAGGUUCUUGCGCAAUAUUUUCAUUCAUCUUCGUUCACGAGACCAGUCAAGAAUGAUCAUGUUUCUUUUCCAAAGUCUUGUGAUGCUGAGGAUACCAGUGUGGACUCAAAACUCCUUGAUUUAUUUAUGGUGCCUAGAAAAAAAGAUAACUCUCUCGAAUUUUGCUACGAAAGCUAUGAUUCAAUGAUGUGGAGAAUUAGGGAUCACAUUUUGUCUAUGGCUCGACCCUCGUUCUCAAGAACUGUGUCUGAACGAGAUUGGCUGAAAAACACUGCCAAGAUAUGGGAAUUGGUAAAGAAUUCUUCUAUUAUUGCAGAGUACUGCAGAACUCUUCAAAGUUCAGGUUUAUUCAGGAGAUAACUCUUUGAAGAUCAUCCUGUUUCUAUAAUUAUCAGCUUUUAACGGUCUUGUUCGUGGAGUUAUUAACUUGUAACCAUAUGGAAACUCUUUGUUACUUUCUGGUUUAAUUUUAGUUAUGACUCCAUUUGAUUGACACGAGACAGGCCAAUAUAGUAUGCUUUUUAAUUAGACAUGUCAAUUUUUUAUCCAAUUUGAAAUUGAGCCAAAAUAUGAUUUGAAAUUGGUGAGUCAUAAAUCGGACAUUUUGAUCCAUAGCCUGAAAAACGAUUCAACCAAAAAAAAUA
Messenger RNA from Amaranthus tricolor (Joseph's coat), 1793 nucleotides. RefSeq lists its product as uncharacterized. The record is from RefSeq and is a predicted model, not a curated record. Gene Ontology annotation, biological process: nuclear-transcribed mRNA catabolic process, nonsense-mediated decay. The transcript has 7 exons. Bases 301 to 1509 code for a protein of 402 amino acids. NCBI's taxonomy places the organism in Eukaryota, Viridiplantae, Streptophyta, Magnoliopsida, Caryophyllales, Amaranthaceae.